ACUUGCGUACCUACCUACUGUAUCAGUUUGUUUAUUUCUUCUUGUUGGGCGUCCGCUUAGUGUGUUAGGUGUCCGAAAACUUACGGGCAGAGACAAGUUUUAAGUGUUCCCAUAAUACGCAACUAAGUGUGUAUAUCAACUUAAAGCUGGCAUUUCUCCAGCUGCUACUGCUGCUCAAAUACUUUUUCAGUAGGAAGUGAGGACUUUUCGAUUUAGUUUCUCCCAGCCUCGUCUCGUGGUGUGUUGUUUAAUGAUAAUGAUAUAAAAGUUGUUGUUGUGGCUCCCAGCUAUCUGCGCGUAUAUGGCAAAAUCGCAAACAAAAAAAACGCGGAAUCUAAUCUUGAACCCCGUAGUAGCUUGUCUUGGCCAUCGUUUCGUAUCGUUUCGUUCGGAAGAGCGAGUGACCAGUUAAUCUUGCGGUCUUUAUGGCCGCAAUGUUGUGCUGUUUCUUAUGCCUAGUCCGAGGAGUAAAUAGUUGAUGGAGGCUAUACCUGCGAGAUGCUGAAGACGAUGGUGAUGCCGCUCUUGUUGAUUGCAGUUGAGUAUCGCCAUCUAGCCCGUUGUUGUUGGUUUGCUCGUUGAUAGCCGCCUCCCUUACUUGGUUUAGUUUGUGCCAGUGAUUAUUGACCUUGGUUACGAUGUCGACCUUUUUCACCACCAACCGGCACGGUUACAGCGUGCGCUUCUCCCCCUUCAACCCGGACCAGUUCGUGGUGGCAUCGAGUCAGUUCUACGGGCUGGCUGGCGGCGGAACCCUGUACUUCCUGGAACUGUCCCCAGAUGGUAGCGGAGCCAUCGUCGAACGGAGAACCCACCACUGGACCGACGGGCUGUUCGAUGUGACUUGGUCCGAAUCGAACCAGGAGAUUGUCGUGUCCGGUUCCGGUGACGGGAGUGUCCAGCUGUGGAACACUCAGCUGAGUGCCAACAACGGGCCACCGCAGAUGGUGUACCGGGAGCACAAGAAGGAAAUCUACAGCGUCGAUUGGAGCAAGGUUCCUUUCGAGCAGUUGUUCAUUUCGGCCAGUUGGGACAGUACGGUGAAAAUUUGGGAUCCAAUCCGGAACCAUUCGUUGACGACCUAUAUCGGGCACACCCAGCUGGUUUACAAUGCGGUGUUCGCAGCGCACAUCCCGAACACUUUUGCGUCGGUCUCUGGCGAUGGAAUGCUCAAGAUUUGGGACAUUCUUUGCUACGAUCUACCGAUUGCCAGCAUUAAGGCGCAUGAUGGCGAGGUACUCACCGUGGAUUGGUGCAAACAUGAUUCAAAUGUGCUCGCAACCGGAGCCUCGGAUGGAUUGAUCCGUGUUUGGGACUUGCGCAACUUUGGCAUUCCGCUGGCGGAACUCAAGGGCAACGAAUUUGCCGUACGAAAGGUGCAAUUCUCACCGCACAACCACUCGGUACUGGCCAGUGUUGGCUACGAUUUCACCACAAGAAUCUGGGACUUCAAGAAGAGCAACGAAGCGAUCGAAACGAUCAAACAUCAUUCGGAAUUCACCUAUGGGUUGGAUUGGAACCGGAGACGUCCGAACCAGCUGGCCGAUUGCGGUUGGGAUUCGUUGGUUCACGUAUUCAAACCGGAUUGCCUUGCGGACAAAUUUUAAUUUGCUCAAAAUAAGGCAAACAAAAAUCAACAAAUUGUGAAUAAAUCUAUUCUCACAAGUCAGAUGAUGAGUUAAAAACAAACACAAAACAGAACAAAACCUACAAAAAAAAAAAACAAACAGCAGCAAAAAGUGGCAAACCAAAUUGUGAUUUAGGAAAUAAGUAGUCUAAAACAUUUAAAAAAAGAAAUCAUUCGGAUAUAAACGAUUUUAGGCAAAACCAAAUACUAACAGAUGCUACAAAUUUUGGAAGAAUUUGUAUGGACCCUUUAACAAUAAAUGGUUUUUAUCGGAUUAUGUAAAGAAAAUAAUGGAAUCGAAAACCUAUCGAUGUUUGGUGUAGAUAAAAAAGAGAUGCAAUGAAACAAACACAACCCUACAUAUAUAACUUGACCUAAUUCAGUGUUUCCAUCAGCGGAUGGAAACGAAGGAUUUCUCAACGAACCAAAACAAAAACCAUACAGAAGCAUUAUGGGCAGAUACCCAUUUGUAAUCGAGUCAUAUUAUUUAUGUUUUCUUCCUGUUAUUAGCACAAUAGUUUAUAUUAAACUGUAAAAUUGUUUCCCCCUGUAAGUUAUGAUUAAUUUUAUUUCCUAAGAAUUUCGAGGGAUUUUAGUUUGUGGGUUGGGAUAUGAGAUAGCAUGGUUCAAAAAUUUAAACUGUGUAAGAAUUUCGGAUCAUGUACUUUAUCAAAAAUAAAAAAAAAAUUGUUGGUUUAUUUUCGUUGG
Molecule: messenger RNA, 2335 nt
Organism: Uranotaenia lowii
Lineage: Eukaryota; Metazoa; Arthropoda; Insecta; Diptera; Culicidae
Gene: Pex7
Product: peroxisomal targeting signal 2 receptor
Exons: 5
Coding region: 639-1607 (322 amino acids)
Biological process (GO): protein import into peroxisome matrix
Cellular component (GO): peroxisomal matrix; cytosol
Molecular function (GO): protein binding
Source: RefSeq, a predicted model, not a curated record